Molecule: messenger RNA, 4206 nt
Organism: Ictalurus punctatus (channel catfish)
Lineage: Eukaryota; Metazoa; Chordata; Actinopteri; Siluriformes; Ictaluridae
Gene: tap1
Product: transporter 1, ATP-binding cassette, sub-family B (MDR/TAP)
Exons: 13
Coding region: 249-2456 (735 amino acids)
Biological process (GO): transmembrane transport
Cellular component (GO): membrane
Molecular function (GO): ATP binding; ABC-type oligopeptide transporter activity; ATP hydrolysis activity
Source: RefSeq, a predicted model, not a curated record
AUACGGCUCGAUCUUUAACAGCUUUUCGGUUGUUGUUCAGUUGUUGUUUGGUGUGUGUGUGUAGAUGAGACUCCUUUAUCUUUCUGCACUCACUCAUCGCUUCUAAAACUAUUUUAUCUCUUUAUUUGUAUUAUUUAUUUGGUUAUUUUUUUUUAUUCUUGGCGGUCGAAGGCAGUACAAGAAGUUAAGCAGGGGGAUUGUUAGCCAUUAUUAACGCCGUGUAACGCGUCACACAAUCGUGUUUGGGAAUGAAGGAAAAGAUGGCAGUGUAUCUGUUCUUGUUCCUGCUUCUGUGCGUGGACGUGUGUGUGGUGAAGACGUUUGGGGUGACCCGGCUCUCGCCUCUACUCAUUCCUCAUUCUUUUACCUCUCUCUGGGUCGGAGGACUGCUGAGGUUCACCGUCCUUCUCCUCAUCACCUGUCUCUACCCAUUGAGCCCGGCAUGGAUGAGGAGCGCUAAUGGAGUCCAGACCUUAGCUGUGCACAGUUUGGUCUAUCCGGUGUAUGUCUCACUGCUGUGGGCAUGCGGUUGGUCGACGAUGGAGCUCACCUGGGGCUGGCACACCUGGCAAGCAAUGUUUCAUUGCUAUGCCGUUUCGGCUCUCUCGCUGCUGCUGUGGGAACGCUACGUGCCCUCCGUCCUUACAAAGACGAAGGUAAAACCCAAGGAGAAAGGCCAGGCCUCCCUGCAGAGGCUGCUGGGAUACGUGAAGCCGUACCGGCACCGGUUCACAGCGGUCUUUCUGUUCGUGAUCGCUUCGUCACUCGGUGAGAUGGCUAUUCCGCAUUACACGGGUAAAAUCACUGACUGGAUCAUGAAGGAGGACGAACCGGACGCUUUUGCUAACGCCAUCAAAAUCAUGUCGAUCCUGACCAUCAUGAGCGCCGUGUUUGAGUUUGUGUGCGAUCUCAUCUACAACAUCACCAUGAGCCUCGUACACACCGCCAUCCAGAGUCAGGUGUUCGAGUGUGUGCUGAAACAGGAAAUCGCCUUCUUCGAUAAAGCUUCCUCAGGUGAACUCGUGUCCCGAAUCACCAAAGACACCAACGACAUGAGCGAGUCCCUGAGCGAAGAGCUCAGCCUGCUCAUGUGGUACACCAUGCGUUUAGUCUUCCUCUACGGCUCCAUGCUGCUCCUCUCCGUGCGCCUGUCCAUCUUCACCAUCCUCGGCCUUCCUGUCAUUUUGAUCGUCCCGGAGUUCUCCGGAAAGUUCUACCAGACUCACGCAGUCAAAGUGCAGGAGUCUCUCGCCAAGUCGAACAGCGUUGCCACCGAGACGUUCUCCUCCAUCAAGACGGUGAAAAGCUUCGCCAACGAGGACGGAGAGUCGGAGAGAUACAAGAAGUGCUUGGAGCACACCUACUCGCUCAACAAAGUGGAAGCGGCCGGUUAUGCGGCAUCAACCUGGACCAACAGCAUGUCCAGUCUGGCCUUGAAAGUGAGCAUCCUGUACUAUGGAGGCCAGCUGGUGGCAGGAAAUGAUGUCAGCAGUGGCGACCUGGUGUCUUUCGUGCUGUACGAGCUUCAGUUCAGUCAGGCUGUCGAGGCUCUGAUGUCCUAUUACCCUCGAGUGAAGAAAGCCGUCGGCGCCUCAGAGAAGAUCUUCGAGUACGUGGACCGGAAGCCCGAUGUUCCUCCUGAAGGUUCCUUAGCUCCCAAGACACUCAGGGGUCACGUGCGUUUCGACAACGUCACUUUCGCGUAUCCGACGAGGCCGGCCGAGAACGUUCUGAAAGGCGUUUCUCUGGAGCUGAAGCCGGGAGAGAUCACCGCUCUGGUAGGUCCAGCAGAUGGCGGAAAAAGCACCAUAGUCAGGCUUCUCGAGAGGUUUUACCAGCCUCAGGACGGAGAGAUCUUACUGGACGAGCAGCCGCUGAAGAACUACAAGGAUCAAUAUCUGCACGACAAGAUCAGCGUGGUCGCUCAGGAGCCCGUACUGUUUGGCCGCUCCAUCAGAGAGAACAUCAAAUACGGGACAGCAGACGCCACCGAUGAAGACAUGUACGACGCUGCUAAACUGGCCAACGCUCACCGAUUCAUCACCAGCGACUUUCCAAACGGAUACGACACCGAUGCCGGAGAAAAGGGAGGCAAAGUGUCCGGAGGUCAGAAGCAGAGAAUCGCCAUAGCGAGAGCCCUGAUCCGGAAGCCGCAGAUACUCGUUCUAGAUGAUUCCACGAGUGACCUGGAUGCUGAGAGCGAGCAUGUGGUGCACCAGGCGCUGCUGAAGAACUUGAACGGUCGCUCCGUGCUGCUCAUUACCAACAAGAUGAGCGGCGUGGAGACGGCCAACAACGUGGUGUUCCUGCAGAAGGGAGAGGUGCUGGAGCAGGGCAGCCACGACGAUCUGCAGAAGAAGAACGGCCCGUACGCCGAGUUUGUACGGCUGCAGAACACCGGAUUCCAUCGUAACGCUCAUGAAGACGGCGAAACCUCCGACUCGACAAAGCAAUGAUGUGCAUUUAACACGCUGUAUAAUCCACCUACACCUCAGAAUGCACAAUUCGUUGCAAGCCUGUAGGGAAAGAACUAUAGAAUAAACAUGCCAGUAUUCGCAAGAUGACAUCAGAUUGUUUAUGAAAGGUGUCUACAUACUCUAGCACCUUCAUAACAUCUCAUUAGGGUAUUCGUGACGUUUAGAUCGACAUUUACAAAACAAAUUAGUAUGCACAUGAUUAUGUUAUUAAACCAAAUUCAAAAAAAUCGAUACAUUAUGAAUGUUGAUCUAAACAGUUGUGUAUACCUUGUGAAGUGUUUCUGUGAGCGGUUAUAGAGCGAAUCGCCUUAUAUUGAGGAUUCAUUCGAGUUCCACCGGAAAUUAAACGUUAUAACAGUGUUAGAAACGCCCGUCGCUUUAGAAUAAAGGUAAAGGAGAUGCAGGUAACCACACUGAGCCAAUAGCUUUUUAGGGUUUAUGAACGUGGUGUAAAAAUACAUCAAAUAUAUAAGGAAUAAAAGACUCCGGAGCGUUCUGCUAUAGGGAAAAUAAUCAGCGACAGGGUGGUGGGAUACGACCUGACGCAAAGAAGUUGUAUUUUCCUAUAACAGCACAUCCUGAAGUGUUUUAUUCCUCUCAUACCGCAGCAACGUGCUAACGAUGACGUUGUACAUCGUACUUUUGAUCCGUUUAUAUUUACAUUUAUCAUAGAGGAACGACCACGAAACUUGUUCCGACACUCCUUCCACAAAUGUUAAAUAAAUAAACGGCACCAUAUUAAAAUGUUUUUAAUACGUUUACGUGUCGUUAUGUGUACGUGUUAGAUACAUAACAGCGGGCAGGGCUGUCUUAUCGGACAUGACGGAAUAAAAUGAACGGAGGCUUAGGAUUUAGCUAUCUGGUACGUACAGUAGCUGUUAAGUCUUUCAUAUAUGCGUUGACAGUGUGAAGACAUGGUGACGAAAUGAGCUGGGAAAUUAGGAAAAUGCUUCGUACAACUGAAAUAACACUGUUAUAACACUUAGCGGCGACCACUACUCAAACUUCCACGUAACCGUUAAGUCAUUUAUACAGCGUAAAGGCACAGCGACAUCGGAAACGGAACAAAACCAGCUGGGAAUACCAGCAUUUUCCUUGGAAUGUUAGAAAGACUCAUUUCUUUCUGGUAAUCUUGGGAAUACUGGCAUAAGAUGCUCAUAAACAGGUCAAUCAGUGCAUUAUGAGCAUGUUAUACUUUGCUUAUGAAUCUGUUAUUACGUCUCUUUUCUCCAACAACAAUAUAAAUACUUUGUGCUUCCUUUGGGGGUUUUCUAGUGCAGGGAAAUGACUCAAGUGACUAUUAAAGUUAAUUGUACUUCAGAUAACGUAUAAUUUAUAAUGUACAGAACCCGCUCCUUGUCGUCGUCGUGUCCUGAUAUUUUCUCUCCGUCUGAUUUAACCCCCCCUGUGUUUUUAUGUGUUUGUACUAUGUAAAUGCUAGGAUUUUUUAAAUUAGGUGUAAAUAUCACAACCAUUAAGAAAAUAGUACAAAAAAUCGUUUUUCCUCACGAGUCCAGCACAUAAAUGAAUGAAAAUAAAAAUUAAGCCAGUGAGACUGUAAAAAUGCUCCUUAUUUUGCUUGUAAAUUAUCAACAACAACAACAAAACAAAGUUUCCGCUUACAACUUUUCUUCAUUUUUAAGCCAUUGAAAUAUCACUGUAUGUUUUUUUGUGCUUUGUAGUCUCUAGCAAUUAAAAUAUCACAGAAAAAUAUGAAGACCAAUACUGA